CUGCGCUUCUCUUCUUCGGGGCAGAGUCUGGUGUGUGUGCGAGUGGGAGAUGGACCUCGGGUGCUCUUCCGAUUAGCAAAUGCUAACAGAGACUCGCUUAGCAAGUGAUAAAACAGACUAGGUUGGCCUUAGCCUAAAACAACAACAAAUAACUUUACUAUCUUUCACAUCCGCUCCACACACACCAACACGGGAUUGAUGGUAAUGUAUGCAAGGAGACCAGCGAAAGUCGGCGAUGGGUGCAACGACCGAAGGGAUUCACAGCCCUAUCAGACUCUUAAAUACUCAUCAAAGAGUCACCCCGGUAGCGACCACAGACAUGACAAGAUGCGAGACCCAGCUGAUGCUACCCCACCAUGCAAAAUCCUGCGUCGAUCUGACAGCCCAGACAACAAACACACCGACACUUCGAGUCAUGGCCGGGCGAAACCGAUCCACGCACACCGAGUCAGAGAGAGGGAUGGAGGGACCAGCAUUUCCCCUCAGGAGAAUUCCCACAACCACAGCGUUCUGCACAGCGCCAACUCUCAUUCCAACCCCAACAGGACGGCUGACGCACCCUAUGAACCUGCAGAUGAUUGGUCAGAGCACAUUAGUUCCUCUGGGAAGAAGUACUACUACAACUGCAGGACGGAGGUGUCACAGUGGGAGAAACCCAAGGAGUGGCUUGAAAGAGAGCAGAGGCAGAAGGAGGCUGCCAAAACAACGGUAGUCAACAACUUCCCCAAAGACAGAGACUACAGACGGGAGGCCAUGCAGGCCACGGUUGCCUCCAGCUUCCCCAAUAAGUCUGUACCCGAGAAGCCUUCCCUGUCCUCCACGUCCCAGUCCACCUCCUCCUCCUCCUCUUCCUCGUCAUCUGCUGCGGCGGUGGCAGUGGCGAGCACGGCGUCUAGCCAGGGCGGCUCGUCCUCGGCGGCCGCCACGGUGCCCGUGUCCCCCGUGCUGCAGUCCCCCGUCACGCCCAGCCUGCUCCAGGACCCCUCCCUCCUCCGCCAGCUGCUGCCUGCCCUGCAGACCGCCCUGCAGCUCAACAACGCCAGCGUGGACAUGGCCAAGAUCAACGAGGUUCUGACAGCAGCCGUGACUCAGGCGUCACUGCAGUCCAUGCUGCAUAAGAUCCUCACGGCCGGCCCAUCUGCCUUCAACAUCACCUCCCUGCUCUCCCAGGCUGCCCAGCUGUCCAACCAAGCUCAGCCCUCCAGCCAGUCGCCCAUGUCCCUGACCUCGGACGCCUCGUCGCCCCGCUCCUACGUGUCCCCCCGCAUCAGCACCCCGCAGACCAACACCGCGCCCCAUAAGCCCCUGCUCAGCACGCCGCCCAUCGCCACCCAGGCAAAGGUGAACACACCUGUGGUGAAGGCUGGCUCUCUUCCCCAGCCCACCCCCCAGCAGCCCCUCCCCACAGACAAGCACCACGACACGGCCAGCUCUCCUCGCACCCUGCAGAGACAGAGCAGUCAAAGAAGCCCCUCACCAGGGCCCAACCAUGUCGCCGCGAGCAACAGCAGCACCAAUAACAAUGGCAGCAACAGUAGAGUGGGUGGGGCCGCAGCAGGCGGUGGGCAGGCCCAGGUGGACCCCACAGGAAGGCCGGGCUGCUUCACGCCCUCUCUGGCGUCGCACUUUGAUGAGAACCUCAUCAAGCACGUGCAGGGAUGGCCAGCAGAGCACGUGGAGAAACAGGCGUCUCGGCUACGCGAGGAGGCCCACACCAUGGGCAGCAUCUACAUGUCGGAGAACUGCACGGAGCUGAAGAACCUGCGCUCCCUUGUGCGAGUUUGUGAGAUCCAGGCCACGCUGCGUGAGCAAAGGAUACUGUUCUUGAGACAGCAAAUUAAGGAACUUGAAAAGCUGAAGAAUCAGAAUUCCUUCAUGAUGUGAGAAGUUGAGUGUGCCAGAGCGUUGGGGAUCUGAAAAAGGAGUGGAGAGGAGAGAGGGGUUAAAGAACAUGCGUGUGUGAGUGCAUGUGGCCUGCGUGCGUGUGCGUCAGUGAGUGUGUACACGUGUGUGUGUGUGUGUGAGAGAGAGUUGGCUUGCAUGUGUGUUCGAUGUUUUGUGUGGUUUAUCAACAUGUUGCACACAUUCAGAACCCUGGAGAGCCAUGGUUGUGCUAUAUUUGGGCUCCAGUAUGCCCAUAAACAGAACUGCAUCCACUUCUGGACCAAGAGGGAGAAUGUGUGUAUGUGUGUGCGCCUGUGUGUGUGUGCGCGUGUGCGUGUGUGUGUUUGCUGUGGGUGGAUGUGAGUCUCGGGUGUUUGAAACAGGAAUGCCCCAUGCCUCUCCUCUCUGCCUUUUGGGCGUGUAGAUUUCCAGUAGAUGUUAUUUCCAUGUUUGUAAAUAGGUUUUGUAGAAGCCAUGGAAAGCCAUGCCUAUCAGACAAGAAAAAAAAACACACAUACGAAAGAGGAGGAAUAAAAAAAUUAAAAAAGCUUUCAACAUCCAAACAAUGGAACCGACAUCAACUGGGCCCCCACUGUCAGCCGGCUAACGUCCGGAACCUUCCCCCUGCUCUAGAGGAGUCGGAGGGGACGCCAGUCGGCUGUUUCCCUCUCCCCCUUCUUUGUGGUAGACUGAGCGGCGAACCAUUUUUUUUUUGCCCUGAGCACGCACCACGGACCUGCAUGGAUAUGAUGGGGAAGAUCCAGAAUGGGAGUGUCACUGAACACCUAACCCCCCCAAAAAAAUCAUUACCCAACCCCCUACCGUCACCUUUUUGCCCUCAACACUUAAUGAACAUACCCCCCACACACACACGAAAACAGAUGAGGCACAGUCAUGUGUCCACUCCGCGCUGGAUGAUACCCGCUUCCUCACAGGCUGCAUACACACGUCUGCAGUUUUUCCCGCUACUUCUCCCGUUUCAUAAAUACAUACUUCCCUACAUGGACAGACAUCAACAAACGCGCACUCGAGUCUAAUGACUGUUUACUCAUUGUAUGGACUGUAAUGCUGAAACGUACCUGGUUAGCAGUGUAGUCUCCUGUAUCCUCUCUUUGUCUACUGGCGGUCUGGUUAUGAGGGGUGGGGGCCUCCCCUGUCUGUCCAACUAGCCGUCUGUUUGGCCGGACGCAAAGCCUCCAGUGAUGCUCCGAUACUGCCCCCUGGUGACCUCGCUCCAGUACUGCAAUCACCAAUGCCUGUCAGUAUGAUGGGAGGAAAAAGAAAACGAGGGGCAGGGGGGCAGGCUGAGGGGCAAAGAGGAUUGAGGAGGGGGGCUAGUUGGCGAGAGGGCGCACAGUUGGGCAAGUGAGAGGGCAAGGACCAUCGGUGCCGCAGUGCAACAGAAUGGUCCCACCCUGGGGGCCCAAACAACCCAGCACGCAAAACCACCAAUCAGUAAUGCUUUGUUCUCCAAGCGUGGACAUGUGGUGGUUAGUUGCUGGAACUCUUGCUUCUCUCCCAACUGAAUUUCUUUUUUUUUCCCGUUGUUUCUGGGUUUUUCUUUUUUUUUUUUUACUUUCCAUCCAGACUCUCUUUUUCUUGUGUAUUUCUGUUGCCCGUCUGUCCGUCUGUUUUUAAAAGCUGUACUUUAAAAAGAAAAUGAGUGCAACACGUUCUGUCAAGAACAGGACGUGCCCUCACAUCAAACAAAAAGACCAUUCCUUUGUACAGUUGCUGAAGUAGUAAUGGAAUUUGAAAAAGAGAGAGCCGCUUUAUUUCAAAAAAAAAAAAAAAGUUGCAGUGAUUAUUAGUAUAUCAGAUAUGUUGUAUCCAUAAAUUAUUGCUGCACAUUUUUCAUUUGCACCCUGUACGUUCAGAUGGAGAGGGAAGUGUAUGUGGGUGGCUGGGAGAGAGCGGGGAGAGUUGUGCUGCUGAGGAUGCUGGACGUGAGGGGGGCUCACACAGGCAAGGACUGGACAUUACGUGGCCCACCCCACCCUUCCUCAUCGUCAGGGUCAGAACAGAGAAAGACAGACAGGCAGGGGUCACAAGGUCAAAUGUGAAUUGUAUGUAUUGUAAUAAACAUUCUAACUAAAGCGAGCACUGGUUCUGAUUUAUUGUUUUUCUUUUCUUGUUUUUGUUUUGGUUUAUAUUUUUGGUUUCUUUGGUAUUUUUUCGGUUUUUCUUGGUCUGGGUAUUUCUAGUGCCUUGUUGAAAGUCUGACCUCCUGUGUCGCUGCUCUCGUGUGAGCACCCAAACUCUUCCUCAGUCUCAUUGUGUCUCAUGACUUCAACAAGGACUCCAUCAUCACCAUCCCACGCACCUCUGCCUUGGCCACGGCGCCGCUGACAUCACGAAGCGCCAGUCUGUAAACUCGUUCAUGCCCUCAUCAAUCAGGACAAAGCAGCUCAUUGUUCUGUAAUGUUUUCCUGACAUAUAUGGAAAAAAGUACAUAAUGAUAAAUAAAACUAAAAAUCAUUUAA
Engraulis encrasicolus (European anchovy) is the source of this 4367-nucleotide messenger RNA. It is a transcript of the gene waca, whose product is annotated as WW domain containing adaptor with coiled-coil a. The transcript is spliced from 13 exons. Gene Ontology annotation, cellular component: nucleus. Gene Ontology annotation, biological process: regulation of autophagy; positive regulation of TORC1 signaling. Lineage: Eukaryota; Metazoa; Chordata; Actinopteri; Clupeiformes; Engraulidae. The coding region runs from base 199 to 1884 and encodes 561 amino acids. The record is from RefSeq and is a predicted model, not a curated record. Gene Ontology annotation, molecular function: RNA polymerase II complex binding; chromatin binding.